AAACUGCUGAAUGCUUUAUUAUUGAUCUUACUGAAAUGGAUAUAGCUUACGACGAAUAUGAAAAUAAUAGUAUAAAGGAAGAUAUAGAAUGGCAUAUUUCUUUCCCCGAAUCUGGAGAAAAUGACGAAUGGUUCGAAGAGGAAUUGUCUCGACAAUACUUUAAUACU
This is a messenger RNA of Funneliformis caledonium, 167 nucleotides long. NCBI's taxonomy places the organism in Eukaryota, Fungi, Glomeromycota, Glomeromycetes, Glomerales, Glomeraceae. The record is from the annotation of a GenBank genome assembly.